This is a messenger RNA of Penicillium brasilianum, 1545 nucleotides long. The record is from the annotation of a GenBank genome assembly. Lineage: Eukaryota; Fungi; Ascomycota; Eurotiomycetes; Eurotiales; Aspergillaceae.
AUGGAUCACUCAUUCCCAUAUCACCAGCCUCUGGCUCAGAUGCCAACUGACCAGCGAGAGCACGAGCACGAUCGUGUCUUGGUACAAACGGGACUUUCGGGUGCCGAUGCUCUUUUCCAGGCGACGAAUACGAAUGACAGUGACCCCCAGACUUACCACCCCGGCCCUUCAGUCGAAUAUCGGUCGACAUUCAGAUCCAACCUGAUGCCGCAAUCGCUAAUGUCCCUUCAUCAUACUGGGUUUAGCCACCCGUGGGGCACCACGCUGGAGCCAUACGAUUUCGGUAUUUCUUCUCCCAUUCGGGCCCAGAUGCCUGACGACGGUUAUCUCGCAUCACUUUACUGUGCCCCUCAUGUCGCCAACUUGCCUUCUAUGUUCGACUCAUCCACCACUAACAUGCACCAUUCAAACUCUCACGCGCCUCGACGCAGUGACCGCAAUGAUUUAACCAAGCAGCAAACCACACCAGUCACUGCUUUCUCAAGUCAGGAACACUUGAUCCAUUCUCCCCAGCACCCCAGCACUCCUCAAAGUUCUGAACGUGCGAUGCGUGCGACAUCUCCAUCAAGACCCAUUUCUAUCUCGUCGGAUCACUCCCUGGCCCAGUCUAGUGAGUCACGUCGCAUUCAUGACAGUAUGAGUCCAGCAUUGGCUGUAGCUGGAGUGGAUAGUCCCUCACCACGCAUCAGUCUCGCAGACUCUAGUGAUCAAGAGCAGUCUGGAGAACCCCCAUACUCCCGCCUUAUUUGGGGGGCCCUCAUGUCCGCUGAUGACAAGAUGCUCCCCCUUCAAGGCAUUUAUCAAUGGUUUGAGAAGAACACGACCAAGGGAAAGAAUGAUGAAUCAAAGGGCUGGCAAAACAGCAUUCGUCAUAAUCUUUCAAUGAAUGCAGGAUUUGAACCUAUCAAGAUCGAGACCCCUGGCAAAAAGACCGUAAACUACUGGCGCUUGACCGCAGAAGCUAUUCGAAAUGGCGGGGUUCAAUCCACAACCCGCUAUCGCAAGUUAACCGCUAAGAAGGCCAUGAGCUCAGAUUCCCCCGACCCUCGCCGUCAGCGACCAGGGUCCAAAGGGGGGAAAAUGAGUGCCGGGGUCAAGCGUCAUGCUACUGAAGACGAGGAGGAGGAUGGGGACCCAUCAUACCCCUUCCAUUAUCGAAAUGUUCGACAAAACCGGUCCCCUUCAGUCUAUUCCCAGUCUUAUUCUCAUUCUCAGCCUCAGCCUCAACCGCACAUUCAACUACAGCCUCCAGCGUCAGCUGAUGCCGAUAUUCACCAUUCCCAACACUACAACCACACAUACCUGACUACACCCUCCGUUGGAGUGCCGCAAUAUGCGACACUACACUCGCUUUAUGCUCUGCCUCAGACAGCCCGUGAAAGCUGGCAACAGUUCGACCUUCGCAACGUGAUCGGCACUGCUGAUCAGCCGCCAACGCAUAACAUGCUGUUCUGCGAUACAGCGGAAGGAGCCCCCGACUGUGCAGCAUUCGUGGAGCCCUGGCUUGGUUUGCCUCAGGCCUAUGGUCCAAUCAUCAUGGACUGA